Ascochyta rabiei is the source of this 1719-nucleotide messenger RNA. RefSeq lists its product as uncharacterized. The transcript has 3 exons. The record is from RefSeq and is a predicted model, not a curated record. NCBI's taxonomy places the organism in Eukaryota, Fungi, Ascomycota, Dothideomycetes, Pleosporales, Didymellaceae. Gene Ontology annotation, cellular component: fungal-type vacuole membrane. Bases 1 to 1719 code for a protein of 572 amino acids. Gene Ontology annotation, biological process: transmembrane transport; basic amino acid transport. Gene Ontology annotation, molecular function: basic amino acid transmembrane transporter activity.
AUGGCUGCACAAGGCGCUAUCACAAAUACCGAACGCACUCCACUCCUACUUCGAUGCGGCGGCAAUUCUUCCUCGAGUAGCUCAAGUCUUUUUUCGAGUGCUGCGUCUAGUGAAGGUUCUGAUGAAAGGCUAUAUCCUCCUUGCCGUGUUCCAUCACUAGACGAAGAGGCGCGACUCGAGUCCAAGCCAGAGCCAUCACUAGCGGCGAUACCCACUUCAGUCGGUCACAUCGUAUGCGUUCUGCUCAUUGGAACCUUCAUAUCGAAUGCAGACUCCUCGCUGCUGUUCGCUACGCAUACUGUCAUUGCAUCAGAGUUCAAUGCCCUCCACGACUCCAGCUGGCUCCUCACCAGCUUUGCCCUUGCUCAAGCGGCUACCCUGCCACUCUAUGGGAAACUCAGUGACAUCUAUGGACGCAAGGCGCUCCUACUUUUGGCCUAUGCGCUCUUUGCUCUCGGAUGCUUCUUAGUAGGCAUUGGUACAUCGAUGCCAGAGCUUAUUAUCGGUCGUGUAAUAUCUGGGUUCGGUGCAUCUGGCAUGACAGCAUUGGUCUCGAUCCUGAUCACAGACCUUGUGCCCCUUCGAGAUGUUGCGACUUGGCGUUCGUGGGUAAACAUUGUUGCAACCACAGGGCGCAGUAUUGGAGGACCUCUUGGGGGCUGGCUGGCUGACUCUGUAGGCUGGAGAUGGUCCUUUCUAGGUCAGGUUCCAUUUGCCGGCAUUGCCAUUGUUCUGGUGUGGAUGAUCUUGCCGACCCAUGUCCACCACCUUCUCGACGAGGAAAUGAAGGGAACCAAGUUCGCUCGCAUCGACUUUUUGGGAGCCAUUCUUAUGACCCUGAGCAUAUUAGGCUUGCUUCUGCCGAUGGAGAUUGGUGGUGACCGAGUUCCCUGGUCGGAUCACAGAAUCGCACUACUCUUUGCUGGAGCCGUUGCAUUUGGUAUGCUAUUCCUAAUAGUCGAAGGUUGGGUAGCCAGGGAACCCAUCAUUCCGCUGUCAGUUCUGCGGCACAAAGAGGUGCUACUCUCGUCAUUCAUCAUGAUUUGUCAGACGGGCGCACAAGUCGGAUUGAUGUUUGCUGUUCCACUCUAUUUUCAGGUGACUGCCAAAGCUUCAUCGACUGCCGCUGGCGCUCACCUCUUCCCUGCGGUAUUCGGUAAUGCAAUCGGCGGUCUUAUCGCUGGUUCUGUGAUCAAGAGAACAGGUCAAUACAAAGCUUUGACCCUUGCUGCUACUGGGGUUGCAUCUUUGGCCUAUCUGCUCCUGAUCCUUCGAUGGCACGGAAACACUAACUGGCUUGAGUCUCUGUACAUCUUUCCUGGCGGCUUCGGUACGGGUAUCGCUAGCUCUACAUUAUUCAUCAGCAUACAAGCAGCCCUUGACCCAAGUUUUGCCGCCAUCGCUGCCUCGACUCUAUACUUGGCCUCGUCAGUAGGUAUGCUGGGUGGUAUGGCGGGUGUAAGUGCUGUUUUGCAGCAGUCUUUGAGGGCCAAUCUUGAUGAACGGCUCACUCAUAUGGGCUUUCCUGACCACAAGAGAUGGAAGAUUGUCGAGAGCGCCGUCUCUGACGUACAUUACAUCGACAAAGUAAAGCCAGCAAUCGCGAACGCAAUCAUUGGAUCCUAUGUUGAGGCGCUGACCUGGACGCAUGUGGUGUCUUUGGGCUGCGCCCUCACUGGGUUUGUUGCUACCCUCUUCCUUCGACAGCACAAGCUAUGA